Messenger RNA from Heteronotia binoei (common prickly gecko), 2584 nucleotides. RefSeq lists its product as uncharacterized. NCBI's taxonomy places the organism in Eukaryota, Metazoa, Chordata, Lepidosauria, Squamata, Gekkonidae. Gene Ontology annotation, biological process: regulation of DNA-templated transcription; apoptotic process; regulation of apoptotic process. The coding region runs from base 311 to 2584 and encodes 757 amino acids. The transcript has 13 exons. Gene Ontology annotation, cellular component: nucleus; canonical inflammasome complex. The record is from RefSeq and is a predicted model, not a curated record. Gene Ontology annotation, molecular function: DNA-binding transcription factor activity; transcription cis-regulatory region binding.
UGGAUUUGUAAUUUCCCUUCCUUUUGCGUAAAGAGAAUACAAACAGUUCUGAAGUGGCUUUUUCUAAGAUCGGAAGUGUCUUGAAGGAGCUGCCAAGAGCGGCUGCCGGUCCUCCCUCGCCGCAGGGCGUGCCGGGCACCUCGGGGAAGAUUCAGCAAAGACUUUGCUCCCGGGGAGCUCCAGCUUCCGCCUUCUUUUGCUGCACCUGGCGGGGUAGCGCUGCGAGAAGACCCGCUGCUGCCGGAGCCUCUUCAGCCUCGGGAAAGACUUUGGCUCUGGUGUUUGAGUCUGAUUUAAUAUUCCAGUUUCCAUGGACAAGUGGCGAAAGCUCCUAGGCAGGGUACGAACUUCAGAUUCAGAACGUUACACCCAACCGAGAUCCUUCACUGAGGUUUCUACUGAAGACUUUGCUGGCGAAUAUGGUUUUGAGUUGGUACUCCUGAAGUUGCAGUAUUCACAGAUUCUGAACAGGCUAUAUUGUCUAAAAGGCAUACCUUACCCUGUCCUUGUGAGGGUGUGCAGCCCGCCACCUCCUCGGUCCAUCAUCCGUGCCAUGACUGUGUACAAUAAUGGUGUAGCUGAUGUGGUGGAAUACGCAAAAAAGGCAUCGGGACACAGAACUGAUGUGCCCCACCUUGAGCACCCAAUCCAGGUGGAAGGGAAUCAACAUGCCCGGUACUUCACUGACAAGAAGACAGCAUUCAAGAGUGUCACUGUCCCUUAUGAAAGUCCUGAGGAAGGAUCAUUGUACACCAUCAUCCUGUACAGAUUUAUGUGCCUACGUGGCUGUGUUUCGUGCACAUGUUGGCAGAAUUUCUUGAUAGUGAUCACUCUUGAAUCCCAGAAAGGGCAGAUUCUUGGGCGUAGCUGUUUUGAAGUCAGGGUGUCUUCCAUGCCCGGAUUAGACCUCAUGAGAGAUGAAGGAAAGGCUUUGGAAGAGAAAACUAUUGUCUAUGAAAACCAGUUGGAGCUGAUACGCUGCGUCUCUAAUGUACCUGAAGUCUUGCAUGAAUUGGUUGGUGAUGUUUUGAACAGGGCUCAAUACAAAGACAUUAUGUGUGAGCCCACAGAUGUGUUAAGGAUGCAGAAGUUGUUUGAGGAGGUGUUGAUAAGGAAUGAGAGAUAUCAAGUCUGUUUCUACCUGGUGCUACAGAAGACAAACCGGGGUCUUACGAACAAACUGUUUGGAGGACAUUUUUUGGAACGGCACCAAAAAAAACUGAUUGAAAAAGUCUCUAGGAUGGGCAUUGUAUUACCUCGACUAUUAGGUUUUGUCCUGAAUGAUGAUGACUAUCACUGCAUUGGGACUGAGAAGACAGAUGCGGGCAAGAUGGCGAAGUUAUUUGAGUUGAUGCCAGGAUGGGACAGAGCACAGAAGGAUCAACUCUACCAGGAGCUGAUUGAAACAAAUGGGCUUCUUAUCACAUCCCUUGAGGCCAAAGCAGAAGAGUAUGAAAGACAACCAGAAGUGUAUGAGGCUUACAGUUCUCCAUUCAUGUCUAACGGGGAACAUUUUGUUGAGAGGCACCAAGAAGAACUGAUUCGCUGUGCUGUAGGCGUGGAUGUUAUAGUAGAAUCUCUGGAGAUCUGUGCUGUGAUAACAUUUAAUCAAAUGCAAGACAUCGGAGGUACCAGUCAACAACGAAUGCAGAAACUGUAUAAAUUGAUGCCAAAGUGGACAACUUCCCAAAAGGAUCAGAUGUGUGAAAUCCUGAGAUGCACAAACAGACGACUUCUUAUGCAACUUGAAGGGGGCCAUUUUGUGGACAGACAUCUGGAGGAGCUCAUCGAACAAGUGACAGUGGUUCCCCUAAACCUAAACCUGCUUCUUAGGUUGGCACUGGAUGAGGUGCAAGAUGUGACUGACUCGCAAUGCACCACAGAGAAGAUGCAAAUGAAAGCCCUGUUCCAGAUGGUGCAGGAGUUGAAGAGGCAGCAGAAAGAUGAGCUGUACCAAGACUUGGUGGAAACAAAUCCAAAUGUUGUCAAAGUUCUAGAGGAGGAACACUUUAUCGAAAAACAUGAGGAAGAAGUGAUUUGGCGAACCUGUAGGGUCAACACUGUCUUGCGGUGGCUCCAUGAUCCACAUUUGCAGUGGAUCACAGAGGAUCAACAUUCCUUGAUAAAGGCAGAUUCAGACCAUCAGAAAAUGCGUGACUUGUACAAGCUGGUGCCAAAAUGGAAUAGGAAGCAGAAGGACCAUCUUUACGCUGUGCUGAAGAAAACAAAUGGACCCCUGAUUGCUGACCUUGAAGAGGGGCACUUUGUUGAGAGGCACAAGGAGUACUUGAUGAAAAGCAUCACUGGAGUAAGAACAGUUGCAUCCUCGUUAAGGAAACAGUUUACAAUCACCCAUCGUCUGUAUGCUGGCAUCUUGAGGAAGGACACAACCAAGGAAAUAAUGGAGGCGAUCUAUGAAAUGGUGCCAAGCUGGAAUGGAGAACAGAAGAAUAAUCUAUACCGGGCAUUCAGGAGGCAAAAUGCAUCCCUGAUCAAGGAACUUGAGAGUAAGUGUGAGGACUCCCAACUCACAGCUAUGACUGAGGCACUGAUUGGCAUCUUCAUUUGCACAGUCGCCAUUUAG